CGCCGCCGCAAAAUUCUCAACUGACCUCCGCAAUCUAAUCUAUUAUGUAAACAGAAUCCAAUUUAACGUCCAAUUCUCCCCUCCCUUCUAUAAAAUACGCCGACCCUUUCCCAUCCAACCUCCAAACCCUAGAUCGCCGCAGAGCUUCGCAGUUUCUCUCCCCAGAGCCGUUUUCUCUUCGAUUCAACGAUGUCCAAUACCACCGCAACCGUCGAAAGGAAGUUCAAUGAUCUUUUUAUCAGCAAAUCGCCUGCCCCUGCAGGAAGGCACCCCGUGCCACGGCCUGCUCAGCCGAAUGGAUAUAAUCCGAAGGAAGAUGAUGAUUCAGAGGAGAUCAAAAGGUCUUGGAUGGUGAAGAGGAAGAAGGAUUUUCAGAAGAUGAAGAAGGUUCACGGUCGGCUGGUCAAUAUUCUCGAGGGGCUCGAGCUCCACGCCGGAGUUUUCAGCGCCGCCGAGCAGAAACAGAUCGUGGAUUGCAUCUAUGCCUUCCAGAAGAAAGGCCGGAACGGUGAGCUCAGAGAGCGAACGUAUUCGGAGCCGAGGAAAUGGAUGCGCGGUAAAGGGAGGAUUACAAUUCAGUUCGGUUGCUGCUACAAUUAUGCAGUGGACAAGCAUGGUAACCCUCCAGGCAUAAUUCGCGACGAACAAGUCGAUCCCAUUCCCCCUUUGCUGAAAUUUAUGAUCAAAAGAAUGGUAGCAUGGCGAGUCCUUCCCGCCACAUGCAUUCCCAACAGCUGCAUUGUGAACAUUUAUGACAAAGAUGAUUGCAUUCCUCCGCAUAUCGAUCACCAUGAUUUCUUGCGGCCCUUCUGCACGGUUUCCUUUCUCUCGGAGUGCAAUAUUCUGUUUGGGACAGAGCUGAAGGUGCUCGGCCCAGGAGAAUUUUCCGGCUCCACUGCCAUACCUCUGCCUGUUGGCUCUGUGCUUAUUCUGAACGGAAAUGGAGCUGAUAUCGCUAAGCACUGUGUGCCCGCUGUGCCUUCUAGAAGGAUCUCCAUUACAUUCAGGAAGAUGGACGACAGCAAACUCCCCUUCAAGUAUUCACUGGAUCCUGAUCUGCUGAAUCUCCGUGCACUACCGACACCAGCUGAGUCUGCGCGAAUGCAGCAAACGAGAAGUCAGAGUUCGUCUUCGGUUCGAGUCGCCCCAGUGCAGCAAAUCAAUGGCGAAAGUGCAUCGCCUGUCCCAGCUCCUGCUUCCCCAAUUCAGCAAAACAGGGGUGGAAAUUCAACACCCGUUCCUGCUGCACGAUUUCAGUCGGUUCAUAGACAGCAAGCGAAGUCGGAAGAAGUAAAGCCGAAAAGGAAUAGCCCCAACCAGUUCAAUCUGGAUGACUUCCCUCCUCUUGGCUUUGGUUCGGCUGGCCACUCGAAGAAAACGACCCGUUCACUUAGACAGUGAAAGUGAAUAACAUCUGUUUGAGCAACAUUGUCAUGGAUGUAUAAGAGGAACUCAAGUCCUGUUCAACAAUGAACAAUUUUCUUUUUGGAUUUGACUGAGCUUCAAAGCUCCUCUUUUCUUGUGUUAUGUAUUUGUAGAUUUGUCUGAUUGAUUGGAUAAAGUUUUUGCAUUGUAUAAGCUAUACAAAAAUAUUGACAAUAACACUAUGCAUCUUGCUAUU
Molecule: messenger RNA, 1621 nt
Organism: Zingiber officinale
Lineage: Eukaryota; Viridiplantae; Streptophyta; Magnoliopsida; Zingiberales; Zingiberaceae
Product: RNA demethylase ALKBH9B-like
Exons: 6
Coding region: 190-1401 (403 amino acids)
Biological process (GO): mRNA catabolic process
Molecular function (GO): demethylase activity; mRNA binding
Source: RefSeq, a predicted model, not a curated record